AUGGCUGAGGAAAACAGAUUAUACGUUAAGGGUAAGCACGUGUCUUUCCAACGUUCCAAGAGUGUUAUCCACCCAAAGACUUCCUUGAUCAAAAUUGAGGGUGUCGAAAACUCAAAGGAUGCUGAGUUCUACAUUGGUAAGAGAAUCGCUUACGUCUACAAAGGUGUAAAGGCUAUCAACGGUACAAAGGUCAGAGUCAUGUGGGGAACAGUCACCAGAACUCACGGAAACUCUGGUGUUGUCAGAGCUAAGUUCGAACGUAACCUUCCAGGUCAGAGUUUUGGUUCCACUGUCAGAAUCAUGCUUUACCCAUCUAACAUCUAA
Komagataella phaffii GS115 is the source of this 324-nucleotide messenger RNA. Its product is annotated as 60S ribosomal protein L33. The record is from RefSeq and is a predicted model, not a curated record. Bases 1 to 324 code for a protein of 107 amino acids. The transcript has 2 exons. Gene Ontology annotation, molecular function: structural constituent of ribosome. Gene Ontology annotation, biological process: ribosomal large subunit biogenesis; cytoplasmic translation. Gene Ontology annotation, cellular component: ribosome; cytosolic large ribosomal subunit. NCBI's taxonomy places the organism in Eukaryota, Fungi, Ascomycota, Pichiomycetes, Pichiales, Pichiaceae.